This is a messenger RNA of Staurois parvus, 776 nucleotides long. Lineage: Eukaryota; Metazoa; Chordata; Amphibia; Anura; Ranidae. The record is from the annotation of a GenBank genome assembly.
GUUAUCCUACUGGAUUCCAAAGAAUCACAGGCCGAGCUGGGCUGGACUUCACAUCCAUCUAAUGGAUGGGAGGAAAUUAGUGGUGUUGAUGAGAACUACAAGCCCAUUCGUACUUAUCAAGUGUGCAAUGUCAUGGAGCCUAAUCAGAACAACUGGCUACAAACGGGCUGGAUUCUGCGGCGGAAUGGGCAAAGGAUCUUUAUUGAGAUAAAAUUCACUCUGAGAGACUGCAACAGUAUUCCUGGAGUUGUGGGGACAUGCAAGGAAACCUUUAACCUUUACUAUAUUGAAUCUGAUUAUGAUCUGGGGAAAAACAUCAAAGAAAGCAAGUACGUAAAAAUUGACACCAUUGCAGCUGACGAAAGCUUCACUCAAGGGGAUCUAGGAGAACGUAAAAUGAAACUGAAUACAGAAGUCAGAGAGAUUGGACACCUGAACAAAAAAGGUUUUCACCUGGGAUUUCAGGACGUUGGGGCCUGUGUUGCCAUAGUCUCUGUACGUGUCUAUUAUAAAAAGUGUCUCUCCACAGUGCAGAACCUGGCAGUAUUUCCGGACACAGUGGCAGAGGCAGCCUUUUCAACACUGGUGGAAGUUAGGGGACUUGCGUGAAUAACUCUGAAGUAGACUUGGAUAAUCCACCCAGGAUGCAUUGCAGUGCAGAGGGGGAGUGGCUGGUCCCAAUUGGAAAAUGUACUUGUAGUGCUGGCUUUGAAGAAAAGGAAGGUAGCUGUACAGGUAAAACUCAGUUUAAAGUUUCUAUAGAUUCUCUUGACUGA